AUGGGAAGUGCAGCCAGCCAUAUGUAUCAACUAAAAGAGGGCAUUAUUUUGCAACUGAAUAAUGUGGAAAGUGAAACCCAUGUUCGUGGGCAGGGCUCUUUUUAUAAGAUGAGUGGUUUAUUCCUCGGUUCUGGUGAGGCGCCACUUUUGUACUUGGAAUUAACCCCCUUGUACCUCGCUGGGUGGGCUGGCCUUUUGGGCCACGCCAAUAGCCCAGACACCUUCUCAGUGCUGAAUAUAUAUAUUCUGCCCGAGUAUUGUGCCUUCUUUUGUCUUAAAGGAGUCUCGGGACGCUACAUAAUAUUAUGCAGGAGAUUAUGUAUUUCUCUCAUCCGCUUCUAUUUGCAUACUGUCCGAACGCGGAAAAAACUUAGGGGCUUACAGGUUAUCAAGGUUUCCUCCUUAGAGGUCAAAAGCAUCCGCUCCGAAACAGGGGGUGUAGACCGACAAUCUUCACCUAAAAGGCAUAUUCAGUCAAACACUUACUGUAUAUAUUCGAUUGCUGAAUCAAAGUGCGAUAGAUCGUUGGGACCGAAGACCCACCACCUCACUAUCGCAGUGAUCCUAGGCGGCAUGUCAACUUAUCUUUACGGUGUUUUUCGUUUGUGUUUACGCUUACUGCGAAGGAGAAAUAAGAGUUUUGGCACGAGACGGGGUUCACAACAAUUCUUCUCCAUCCUACAAAAAAGUGCUUUCACCGUAGAUAAUAAGGAGCUAUUUAUGAAUUUCUCCGAAUUUGUCCCGUAUGCCUUGAGCAGUUUGACAGUAUUGGAGAGCUUCUGUUACACCAAAAAACUGCUGCUCAUUCCGGAUGCAAUCUUUGUGGCGAAACGUUUCCUUACUUUAGUUCACACGUUGCGCAUUGUCUUGAUGUCCACUGUCCUCAUGAGUUUAGUUCAAGUGUUGGUCCUCGUUCAAGGUGUUAUCAGAAGGCCAGACGAUAUACGCUACAUGUGCUUCGAAUGCUUCGAGGAAUUUCUGAAUCUACGGUCAGUUCAAGAUCACUUGUCUCUUCAGCACGGAGGUGACAAUGUGGUUCACUUUACUCCUAUAAGCAAAUUAAAAAUCCUGCACAACCCUAAUCGCAAAAAAGGCGUCUCCCCCACGCAUUUCUGA
Echinococcus granulosus is the source of this 1116-nucleotide messenger RNA. RefSeq lists its product as hypothetical. NCBI's taxonomy places the organism in Eukaryota, Metazoa, Platyhelminthes, Cestoda, Cyclophyllidea, Taeniidae. The transcript is spliced from 11 exons. Bases 1 to 1116 code for a protein of 371 amino acids. The record is from RefSeq and is a predicted model, not a curated record.